Messenger RNA from Dermacentor albipictus, 4569 nucleotides. RefSeq names its product protein BTG2-like. Gene Ontology annotation, biological process: negative regulation of cell population proliferation; negative regulation of mitotic cell cycle. The record is from RefSeq and is a predicted model, not a curated record. Lineage: Eukaryota; Metazoa; Arthropoda; Arachnida; Ixodida; Ixodidae. Gene Ontology annotation, cellular component: cytoplasm; nucleus.
AAUAAUUCGAAUUAACGGGAAUCCAGGAGAAAAUAACGUCGGUUCAGGACCGGCUUACUUCAGAGAUUCGGUGAAACAGCCUCGGACGGGAGCGUCGGUCGCAGCGGUGCGUCGGGCGUCUGCUACGGAAGAGAGCAGACGACAAAGGCCUUUCUCUCCACGGGACGCGUCUCGCAUCGCCCCACCGGCCCUGACGUCAACUUCCGGAGAGAGCGGCCAAUCCCGUCCAUGGACAGGUUGUUUUUUCGAAAGCGGCAGCACCCGAUUGGUGCGAGCGCGACGUCAUCAGUGACGUCGGCAGCGAGGAGGGCUCGGCGACGCCGGCCGCAUAUAUACGAGCGGCACGGUGCGCCGCGUUCAGUCGUACGCCUUGUAAAGGACACCAAAGGUGGCGGCUCUGCCGUCUUUCGCGUUGUAACCCACCUGCCAAAAAAUAAGUGAAAAUAUAUGUACAGUAGCCGUAACCUCAGUCGAGCCGUCCAAGUGUAUCUGUGUGCACCCCGAGUCAUCGUCGUCGUUGUGGCUGUUGUGUGAUUGUUUGCGCCUGGUGAGUCGUCGUCUCCCUGUGAUCUCCGUAGUGAGCGUCGUCAGCUGGUCCCUGCGCCGCAGCGAUCGCCAUAUUGGAUAGUCAGCGCUAGGCCUACCGCUACAAGCGAGUCGCUUGCCCCGGCCGAAGGAGGUCCGUGGUGGAAUCAAAGUGGCUCGUGCUCGGUUACCGGUCAAAGUGUGCUCCCCACCUUGCUGUUGGCUUGGCCACUGCUGGACUCGAAGCUCAUCAUGAGACUGGAGAUACGAAGUGCGUCCGACUUCCUCAUGAAUAUUCUUCGGCUCGGUCGGAACCUGGAUUCCCGACUGCUCGACGUGUUCCGAGGAACCUUAGAGGACUUGUUGCGGCACCACUACCAGCACCACUGGUUUCCCGAGAAGCCGUCUAAGGGCUCGGGCUACCGCUGCAUCCGAAUCAACCACAAGAUGGACCCGAUCCUGGCCAAGGCUGGCCGCGCCUGCGGCCUCCAAGAAGCUAGUCUGCGCGAGCUGCUGCCCAACGAGCUGACGCUCUGGGUCGACCCGCGCGAGGUCUCGUAUCGCAUUGGCGAGAACGGCUCCAUCUGCGUGCUGUACGACGGCGGCCACCACGCGUCCAUCAGCAACAGCAGCAGCAGCAGCAACAGUAGCGCGAGCAGCCACAGCCUCGGCGGCGGCAACAACAACCACUACUCGCUGCUCACCAACUCGCCGCAGGGCGCGCUCUCCUACCACCACCAGCACAACAAUCACCUGAACAACCACCACCACCAUCAUCACUACGCGGGCUUCGAGCGGAUCGCGGCGCGGCCCGUGGGCUGCAAGGGCUCGUGGGACGCCGACCCGCGGAACAUCAACUUCGAGCCCAUGGCCACGUACGUGUCGAGCUAAGAGCGCUUCUCCUAUGUGUGACAAGAGACAGACUGCCAAAAUGUGCGCGCUUCAGUGCGUUUGAGGGUUGGGGCCGGUGGGCUGCGUGUGUCGCAGCCGCGCCGACGCCGCCACUCCGCGAUUCCGAUGGUUGAUGACGCCGCCUCCCGUGUGACGCCCGUCGGCUCCUCGGCUCCCGGCACACCGCGGUCGCACGGCCGCCUGCGGGGUCUCCUCGGCGAGCCCGGUGGUGUGUGUGCGUGCGCGCCUCGUCAAGAGAAGAAAGCCGCCGGUCCUCGAUUACCUCCGCAGCGUCGCUAUCGCCGGGCAGCGACUGCGGGCGCUGUCGGAGCGCACCGGUGCGGUCGUUGGCAGGCAGCCCUGCGUGGUGCAGAGAAAAAGGAAAGAAAAAAAAAAGAACGAAAAAACGUGCCGUGUUCGUCGUUCAGUGCGAGACCGCCGGCGGCUUUCUUCUUCUUCUCGUCUUGCGACUUCGCGCAUCCCUCGUCGGCGGCUCCGAAACGCCGCCGUGCGACUGCGGUAGCCGGAGUCGAGGAGCACGGCUGUUUGCGAGAGCGAUCGUCUCCGGAUCGGUUCGAGUGCGCCCCGUCGACCAAGCGACCCCGACUUGACCAUCAGUUCCGGUGACGACGGGGCGCCCUGCGCAGUGGUGGUCAGCCCGCCUCCCAACCUAGCGCCUCCUUCGCUUGGCCAGGGCGGGAGGUAUGGUACAAUGUGAUCUCGUUAAAAAAAGCAAAACACAAACUUUUUUUAUUUUGUUCUUUCAGAAGAAGGCCCUUCUUCGAAGUUUUUUUUUUUUUUUUUCCCUCGAGUCUUGUAAACCCCGUCGUCGUAGUUGAUGCGUGCUUCACCGGGGAAAAAAAAGAGAGAGAGACUUGACUGUUGAAAGAGGCACCAACUACGGCGACGCGAGGUCAUCCUCGUCCCGUCAACGUCUCCACCCAGUGUUUUCGGUUUAUUUUUUUUUUAGAGCUUUUAUUUAAGUGAACGCGUGAAGAAAAAAGAAGUGCUCUUCCUGUCCUUCUCACCCCCAGUUUUUUUAUAUAUAAUUAUGUAUAUGUGUGUAUAGUAAUGACAGCCACUACACGACAAGUUAAAAACAAACUUUCGUAGCGGCGAGAGGCGAUAAAAAAACAAACUCGUGUAGGCGAUUGUACAAAACGAAGCAAAAUGCCAACAAAAAAACCCCACACACACAAAGUGUUUCGAGAGUCAGGGGCAAAAGUGACGCGUUUGAAAGGCAACGACAGACUGCUGUUUGGAAUGUGUAUAUCACUGUCUCUCUCAAAGUCGGAGCAAUCACGUUUUUUGUGUGUUCGUGUGUACACAACCUGGAAGUACAAGUUUUUUCAGGGACCAUUGCCCCCGAAAUGCCCAUAUUUUUUUUUCUUCAGAGGAAAAACAACAUCAAAGAGAAUGCGCAGAAACAAAGAGAGGGAAAAAAAAUAUAUAUUCGCGAUGUCCACAAAGCAGCAUUGACAAAUAGAAAUACAGGGAAAUAUAAUAUCGUCAAUAAGCAAAGUAUGUGUACUGUGUAGGCCAAGUUGGGCGAGGUGUCUUAAAGGUUAAAAGGAGUCGAAAUUGUAAUGGCAUAAUUAUACACAAGCCUAGCCGGUCAGUCAAGCACUUUCGAAUGUCCCUUUUGUAACCGACUUUGUUUCUUGUGGCUGCUGCCCGAGUUCGAGAAAUUGCAUUGGAUGUUUUAAAAAAAAUGGUAAAAGCCCUCCGAUUAAUUCGAAGAUCCUCGCUUGGUUUUAAGUAAUUAGACAGAAAAAGAACUUGUUAUUCUGCUGCUAUGUUUUUAAAUUGGGGUGGGCGAGAGAGUUUUCUGCAUUUGUCUCUGUGUAACGCUUUUUUUUUUCUUCACAUUUUUUUAAUGGCCUCAAUUUUUUUUUUUCCUUUUUCGUGUAUCGAUUGUCCCCCCCCCCUCCGAGUAACUCUUCGCCGACACCACUGUUAGUUACUCUUACCAACCACUGUGAUCGCUGCCGCUACAGCCAUCAUUAUUACGUCGUCGUCGUCUCACUGCGGUUAUUGAAAAAAAUGACACAUGCAUACACCCUAUCGCAUUCUGUUUUGUUCAGUCUGUGCAAAAAACAAAAAACCAGAACUCGGUUUUGUAACUGGUCACUGAAUUUCUUUUUUCACAGAGUAUUUUUUUUCGACUCCAGCAGCGUCUUCGACAAGAUGCUGAAGUAUUACUGCCCUGCCUAACUGUUACUUAUGUAUAGCUUACUUUACUAUUGUCACUUUUAGUCUGGCCGCGUGCCUGUCUGUGCUAAUCCGAGAUUGGAUAUUUACCGGUGACUAUAAGGAAGUCAAUGUCUUCAUGGUUGGGUUCUGUCGUGGCAAUUGUUCACUGAGCGUUUUGAUAGAAAGGCUUCGUAAAGAAUUGGCGAGAUGGCUUCAGGAUGGUUUCACUGGAUCAUACUAUCCAUUUUCGCAUUUUUUUUUCUUAAUUCUGUGCGAUACCUUUUUUUUUUACAUGCUCGAUCAGGAUGCACCGGCAGUACCCAGCCUCGAAAAAAGUGUGUUGGAAUUGUGUUUCUUCUACGCAGUGUUCUGUAAAGAAGCCAUCUGUUGUUUUUUUUUUUCUUUUCUUAGUGCUCGAUCCCUGUACAUUGUUUUGUCAUUCUAAACUCCCAAAAUGUUCUCUUCGCAAGCCUAUCUCCGGUGAUCGCUCCACUCGCAUGAUGACCAGUCAAAAAGCAAAGAAAUUGGCUCUUUGUUGUGUUAUUUUUUUCGUCUUCCUUGCCAUGCGACUUUCUGUAUAAUUUCUUUUCUUUCGGUAGAAAACAAACAAAUUAUAGAGACUGUAUAAAUGAGCGUAAAUGAGAAGAAAUGUCUUAACAAACGUGAUUGAUGAGAGUUCUCGAAACACAUUGUUGUUUUAAUUUUUUUUUAUCGCGCAUUAUUUACAAAGCCACAUGUUCAUCAACCACAAACACCACACACAUCGUGCGUCGUCGUCAACCCUCGUAUGACUGAAACUGCAUUUUGCCAGUUUGUCUUGUAAAGAUUCAUUUUUUCUUCUUAUUUUUUUCUCUCUGUCUUGUAAAAAGGAAAGCUGUAUAAAGGCAUUAUGUAAAUGUACAGUCGUACAACUAUAGGAGAUUUUUUUGUACAGUAAAUAAAUCUCGUGGAUGCAUUGAA